GCAGCGGCGGUUGUCAUGUACACAGGCGGACACAAACGUGUAAACAAACCGACGAUCGAUAUUACUUCGGUGCUACGUAUUACUGAGGUGGCUUUCGCGAGUAGCGCUUCUCUGCCAUCAAAUAGUUUACGCAAUCUGCUGCUACUUACUUUUGAGGUAGCUUUAGGCGGGAAUGCGGCCGCGCGUCCUCCGACGCGAAUGAAGUACCUCGCUGAGCGACGGGAGCUCCCGACGUACAAGCUGUGGAACAACGUGGCGUCCUGCAUGGAGAAAUGGUUCGGUGAUAAACGUCUCUGGCUGUUCGGCAACAACCUGCCGCUGCUGCCGAGGAGGUCGCGAGCCAGCAGCCGCGCCAUGGAGCGCUAUGAGAAGCUGGCCAAACUGGGAGAAGGCUCGUACGGGUUGGUGUAUAAAUGUCGAGACCGCGACACCGGCGCCCUCGUCGCCGUCAAGAAGUUUCUUGAGAACGACGACGACCCGCUCAUCCGGAAGAUCGCGCUGCGGGAGAUACGCAUGCUCAAGAACCUGAAGCAUCCGAACCUGGUGAACCUGCUGGAGGUGUUCCGGCGCAAGCGCAAGCUGCACCUCGUGUUCGAGUAUUGCGACCACACCGUGCUGCACGAGCUGGACAAGUAUCCCGCGGGCUGCCCCGAGUUGCUGUCAAAGCAGAUAAUCUGGCAGACACUACAAGGCGUGGCGUACUGCCACCGGCACAACUGCAUCCACCGCGACGUCAAGCCCGAGAACAUCCUGCUGACGGCCGACGGCGUAGUCAAGCUGUGCGACUUCGGCUUCGCGCGGAUGAUCAGUGGCGGCUGCUCCUCCGAGUACUCGGUGCACACCAUGAUCCCCUUCGGCGUGGACGUUCGGAAGAGAGCUAGCCCAGGCCCCGGCGAGAGCUACACAGAUUACGUGGCGACGCGCUGGUACCGCGCGCCCGAACUGCUCGUCGGCGACACCAUGUACGGCCCACCCGUCGACGUCUGGGCCAUCGGUGAGUCGCACCUCGCAGGGUGCGUAUUUGCGGAGCUGGUGUCGGGCGAGGCGCUGUGGCCGGGCAAGAGCGACCUGGACCAGCUGCACCUCAUCCGUUGCACUCUGGGCGACCUGCUGCCGCGGCAUAUGACUAUCUUCUCGCAGAAUACAUUCUUCCAGGGUAUGGCGCUGCCCGAGCCGGCGCAGUUGCAGCCGCUCGAGACCAGGAUCCCGCAGCGCUGCGCCAACAACGACCUGCUCAUGGACUUCUUAAAAAAGUGCCUGGACAAAGACCCGGUGUCGCGGUGGUCGUGCGAGCAGCUGCUGCGGCACGCACUCUUCGAGAACUUCCUGUUCAGCGUGCCGCCGCCCCCGCACCACGACUACGAAAAAGCGCGCCGGGGACAGCAGUCGACAAAGCGGCAAUCGGAAUCCACCACCUCGCAGCAGAACUCGCAGGACACGGCGAGUAUACAAAAAAAGAAAAGCAGCAAGAAGAAAUGAACGUGCCACACCCGCUAUAUUAAACUGGGCUUCCGCUAUGUUUGUGUUGCGAUAUUGCGUCGUCGCCGCUGCUGCCGGCGCUGGCGUGCGGUCGCGCGGCGCCGCGCCACAAGCCGCCCGAACGCGCGCACCUGCCCACCAUCUGACGCCGC
Molecule: messenger RNA, 1631 nt
Organism: Papilio polytes (common Mormon)
Lineage: Eukaryota; Metazoa; Arthropoda; Insecta; Lepidoptera; Papilionidae
Product: cyclin-dependent kinase-like 1
Exons: 11
Coding region: 16-1479 (487 amino acids)
Biological process (GO): protein phosphorylation
Cellular component (GO): nucleus
Molecular function (GO): cyclin-dependent protein serine/threonine kinase activity; ATP binding
Source: RefSeq, a predicted model, not a curated record